Molecule: messenger RNA, 1337 nt
Organism: Folsomia candida
Lineage: Eukaryota; Metazoa; Arthropoda; Collembola; Entomobryomorpha; Isotomidae
Product: zinc finger protein 311-like
Exons: 4
Coding region: 265-1206 (313 amino acids)
Biological process (GO): regulation of transcription by RNA polymerase II
Cellular component (GO): nucleus
Molecular function (GO): DNA-binding transcription factor activity, RNA polymerase II-specific; RNA polymerase II transcription regulatory region sequence-specific DNA binding
Source: RefSeq, a predicted model, not a curated record
AGUCGUUGUGCAUACAUUAGUUUCAGCAGUCAUCAACCUUAAAUAAAAUCACUCCGUACAGGGUGCAUACAUACUUAUCUACAUAUAUACAUAAAUACGUUUACGUAGUUUAAAGUCUAUAAUUAACGAAAUAGUUUCGUGAAUAUUUAAUCAGCUUCAAAUACAUAUAAUACAAUUUGAGGAGAACUACAUAUUCAAAAAUUGGAAAUAUUCACCCGUCUCGUCUGGUCCAAAUAGUUUGGAGGUGGUACAAAAUUUUGGUAAAUGGAUUUGCAACCAAGGAAGGAAUGGAAAUGUUCCAAGUGUUCAAAAACCUUCAAAUCAAGGCAGAGUUUUACCAGGCACGUCAAGACGCACAACCCCGAAGCCAAAUGCAAGAUAUGUGGGAAAAUUUCGAAAAACCCAGGUGCCUUGUCUCAACACAUGAAAAGACUUCACACCAACCGCAAGCGGACACGGCCCAGUUGCGACAUUUGCCGCAGGGUGUUUUAUGACUCCAGCACUUUACGGAAACACACAAAUACCGUCCACAGCACGAGUGAACGACCCCGUUUGCCAUGUGGAUUUCCCGGCUGUGAGAAAACCUUUUUAAACAUGAGACACAUUUCGCGACACGUAAAUAGUGUCCACACCCAGAACCCGGUCCGAUUUCCGUGCACACUUUGCGAACAAGACUUCAAUUCGAGGGGUGAACUUGAGCAACAUAUUCACACCCACACGAUGGAGAAACCGUACAAAUGUGGUACUUGUGGGAGGAAUUUCGCCCACAGGGGAAGCCGGAGAACCCACGAGAAGACGCAUUUGCACAAAUCCACCCGAGACGUGUUACAGUGUCACAUUUGUCCUAAGACUUUUUUAAGCAGAGGUGCUCUACAAGUCCACAUCCGAAUUGUGCAUGAUAAUCAGAGGAAUUUUCCGUGCCCAUUUUGUGACAAGAGAUUUUCUUUCCCAUCAAGCUUGAAGAUUCACGUGGAGGCGAUACAUGUCACGAAUAAAGAGCCGAUCUAUUCCUGCGACAAGUGUGAGUACCAGAGCCACUCGAAAGCCAAUUUGGCCAGUCAUAGGGGGCGUCACCACAAUCCUACGAAACAUGGAUGUUACUUCUGUGAAAAAAAAUGCCUCAUGUUUUCCGACUUGGUCAGCCAUUGUAGAGUUCAUACUAUGGAAAAGUUGAGAUACUUACGAAUGUCGUGGGCGUAUCAAUAAUUUGGGUAAUUUUGCUAAAUUUGUGACAUUAGAGGAAAAGAUUUUGUAGAAAGCUAUGGGAUUUUAGUUAGAAAUUUAUCUUGUCAUGAUUCCAGGAUUUUAUAAAAAUAAAAAUAAUUAACUAAAAAUAA